GGAGCGCGGCGGGCCCGGGCCGGGCCCCUCGGCAGCGCGGCCCUGAGGCGGCGGGCGGGCGGCGGGCGGGGCGCGGCUCCCGCGCAGGCGCGGCGGCGGCCAUGUCGGUGCAGGAGGACCCGGUGCAGCGGGAGAUCCACCAGGACUGGGCCAACCGCGAGUACAUCGAGGUGAUCACCAGCUCCAUCAAGAAGAUCGCCGACUUCCUCAACUCGUUCGACAUGUCGUGCCGGUCCCGACUGGCUACCCUGAACGAGAAGCUGACGGCGCUGGAGCGGAGGAUCGAGUACAUCGAGGCCCGGGUCACCAAGGGGGAAACGCUGACAUAGGCCCGGGGCGGCCCCGGCCCCCGCCGCCGGAGCACCUCCGCCCCACACCCCGCUCGGGGCCCGCCGCCACCGCCGCCGCCUCUGCUCGUGUUGCCAAUAAACCGCUGUGCUCCUGCCCUGCCUGCUCUCUGCGUGCCUGCCUGGGGCCGGGCCGCGGGAUGCCCGGCUCCCUGCCACCGUCCUGGAUGUCCAGAGCCUGCCCUUCCAUCUGCCUGACCCACGGGGUUUGGGCACACAUUCCUCCCCAUGCAUGGGGGCUGUGCCACAGCGGCCACGGGCUAGGCUGUUGUCAGCUCCUGGAGACACCUAACCGGCUUUUGGGGUGCUUUGUGCUCCCUUUGGGAUCACAGCAGAAAAUCUGGUGGUCUCUGUGGUCUGAAGGGUGUCUCAGCCUUCACAUGUGCACAUGUCAGGGCAGUGUGGGGACAGCAAGCUCACCUGGCGUGCUGCACAUGCCACAGGAGAGGGCCUUUUGCUAGCACCAGGAAGAGGUGUUUCUCCUCUGCGAGGCAAGUGGCAAGGAGAAGGAAGUCUCUCAGCCCUACCCACUAUUCCUCUAUUUAUCUCAGUUUUCAGUGGGCAUCUAAAUCUACAGAUUCACUGCUCAUAUUUAGCAUUUGUUGGGGAGUCUGUGGAAUUGGUGUCAGCAAAGAUUUUCUUGCUUCCCAGCAGGCUUUCAAUGUCUUGGUAUAUUCUCCAACUGUAAUCUUAGGUUUUUUUCAUAAUGGCACUGUCAUGCCUGCAGUGUUUACUGAGUGGGUUACUUAAUGUUUGUUAUAUUUUUGAGGCUGUCUGACAUCAGCUGGUUCCUUGUUGACAUAGGUCCUCCUCUGAGCUUACAGUUUUGUUCUCCGUAGGAAUCUCUGUUUUCCAUUGUUUGAAUAAGUGCUCCUGCAGCUUUUCCCUCAGGUCUCAUGGUUAUUGUCAGGUUGGGCUGCACAUCAGGGAAGCUUAGCUGCUUUUGGGGCAUAGUACCUGUGGAAAUGAGUGUUUUGUAGCAGCCCUGCAGUGGAGUGGAACAGCCAUAGGUCACUGCCCUUAGGUGUAGGGGCCAUAUCAAAUUAGACUGUUGUCAUAUGAAGAUUGAUAGAUGGAAUGAAGGCAGCUCUCUCUUGGCUCCAGGGUGGCUGCUCUGUAGCCCAAGUCCAUCAGAAGUACUGCCGUGGCCCACGCAUUGCUUACUGUGCGUGUGCUGAGGUUCUGAGAUCUCCCAUCAUUGGAGGUGACUCAGUACUUAUCUGGAGAAGGCCCUGAAUUAAGUGGAUGUUGAAGCUGGCCCUGCUUUGAAUGGGAUGGGCUUGAGGCAGAGACCACCAGAGGUUCUUGCCUGAAUUAUGCUAAGAUUCUUCAGUCCAAAGACUGAAGGAGAGAACAGGGAGAACAGGGUACCACAGACAUCCCUGGGAUUGGGUCUGUACUGGGCUGACCUCUUAACUCAAGAUCCACUGUAGCAGCAUGGUGUGUCUCAGAUCCUUUCCUGGUCUCCUGACUGGCUGUUGUAAUGGCUCUUUCUCCUCUGAGACCAGGAUUUCUCACAGGAGGAGGUUUUGCCACGCAGUUGGUGGGAUCUGCUGGAAGGUACCACUCCUCCCAGGCUAUGUGCUGUCACAGAGCGUCAGCACUGUGGGAUCAGCCUGUCCUGUUCAUCUCUCAGCAGGGAUGCUGCACAGCUCACUGCAGUACAGAGUUCUGCCCUUUACCUUUCAAGGAGUGUUACUAGUUCCCUAAGGAGCCAGGUUUUCUGCUGGGUGCUGCUUAUUCCAGGCUAUCUCUGGGAGGUGAAGCCUUCUGGUCCUCAGGCUGCUUACAGCUUCCUCCAGCAGCUGCUGUGAUAUACGGCCUUUUAAUAGAUGGAGCUUUGACACAUUUCAUUAUUUUAAAUACUGGCAAAUUGUGUUUGCCUUUUUCUUUGUACUGUAUUUUGGGUGGUUUUGGUUUUUUUUGUUUUCUUUGUUUUUUUCAGAAUAUGAUGCCCCAGGAACCUACAUUAAAGUUUUCUGGAGUGGA
Prinia subflava (tawny-flanked prinia) is the source of this 2336-nucleotide messenger RNA. RefSeq names its product BRICK1 subunit of SCAR/WAVE actin nucleating complex (gene BRK1). Gene Ontology annotation, molecular function: protein-containing complex binding. Gene Ontology annotation, biological process: cell motility; regulation of actin polymerization or depolymerization; actin filament organization. Gene Ontology annotation, cellular component: SCAR complex. The record is from RefSeq and is a predicted model, not a curated record. Bases 102 to 329 code for a protein of 75 amino acids. The transcript is spliced from 3 exons. NCBI's taxonomy places the organism in Eukaryota, Metazoa, Chordata, Aves, Passeriformes, Cisticolidae.